UAAACACUUACACUGCGAGGGUCAAAGUCUGAUGAAACAGAACAGUGAGAACUGAAGACAUACAAGACAUAAUGAAUGCAAUAUCAGCACCCAGAAUCUCCAUUUGUUUUAUUUGGACUCUGCUGAUCUUCACAUCAGAAGUCUUAAGUGAUGUAGAAGAGGAGAAUCUAGGAGACAACAGAUGUGUUUACAUUAAAGGACGACGUGUUAUUGACAUUGUAACUGUUCCAUGUACAGAGAAAAUCAAAGCGAGUUGUGGGUGGUUCAGUAUUUCAUACUGUACUAUGUACAGAAAAACAUAUUGUAAAAAGGAACUGAAUUCAACGAAGAUUCUCUACUACAAAUCAACAGAAUGUUGUACAGGGUUUGUGAGAACACCCAACAAUACUUGUGUCAAUGAAACAACACUUGACCCAGAGCUACGAAGCAUUAUAGAAAAUACCACAAAGAAAGAUAUGGAUGAGGACUUCAUUGUUGAUCCUAAGGAUGUCAUUAAAUAUGAACCUUCUGCUUUGGAACAUGAGGUUGAAUCACCUGUUAUUCAUAAAACAGGGAGUGGUAAAAAUAGCAUCAGUCUUUCUCAAGGGGCCUACGCAGGGAUAGCUUGUGCCCUCUUGUUUCUUGGUGUUGUUGCUGUAUUUGUUGGGAUUGCUAUUAGAAAGAAAAGACUGAGAAAUAGACAUAAUAAAAAGAGUGGAGGAAUGAGAGAUAGUAGGAUGGAGGGAGGAGUGAUGUACCAAACGACCCCCAUAGUGAAAACCCGACGUUCCAGUAAAUCAUCUGUAACGGAGGAGAUAGAACGGCUCCACCCAGACACGGAGGAAACAUGAUCACCGUAAUUAGACGUAAACAUUACCACAAGAGAUU
Messenger RNA from Saccostrea cuccullata (small rock oyster), 867 nucleotides. RefSeq lists its product as uncharacterized. Lineage: Eukaryota; Metazoa; Mollusca; Bivalvia; Ostreida; Ostreidae. The transcript has 6 exons. The record is from RefSeq and is a predicted model, not a curated record. The coding region runs from base 72 to 830 and encodes 252 amino acids.